UAGUUUUCACUUCAUCUGAAUAAUUUCCUGCAGCAGGAAACUUUGCUGGGACAGUAACUAUCAGUCAGAGAGAUGGAGGCAGAGGAGAGUAAAAUAUCAGUGUGGGUUUGUCGCGAAGAGAAGCUCGUGUCGGGCUUGUCGAAGCGCACGACCUGCGCAGAUGUGAUCCGGGUGUUACUGGAGGAGCAGAACCUGGAGACGCGCGUGUCUUUCUCGGGCUCUCCUCAGUCCUACUGCGUCGUGGAGAAAUGGAGAGGGGUCGAGCGGAUUUUACCCAACAAAACCAAGAUCCUGCGACUGUGGAGCGCGUGGGGAGAGGAACAAGAAAACGUGCGGUUCGUGCUUGUGAAGAACGAGGCGUCUCUCCCGAGCAACGGGCCGCGGAGCGCAGAGGCGCGCGUAGUUCUCAGCAAGGAGAGCCCGUGUGUUUACAAGGGGACCGCGAGAGUGACAAUGGCUCUGUCACAAGAGAAACAAAGACGGAUAGUGAGGAAAGCGUUCAGAAAAUUGGAUAAGAUCAAUAAGAAAAGAGCGCAGGCUGCAUCUAAGGACGAAUCAUGCAUGGAGAAGAUGGAGACCCUUGUGCACCUGGUCAUAUCUCAAGAUCACACCAUCCGCCAGCAGAUUCAGAGGAUAAAAGAGCUCGACAGGGAAAUCGACAGGUAUGAGGCCAAAGUUCAUUUUGAUAGAAUGAAGAUGCACGGGGUCAACUAUGUCCAGGAUACGUAUUUAGUGGACGCCAACCCUGAUAAAGUUGGCGAGGGUGACAAAACCAGCCCAGAAGAAGCUCUCGCCCAGUUUGAGGAAUAUGCGAGGAGAUGCGAGGAGGUCAUCAAACUGCAAGAAGAACUGGCUGAGCACGAGGCCCUCAUGGAGAGCAUUACGACUGAGAUCCAAGAGGAGCUCAACCAGAGGUGGAUGAAGAGAAGGCACGAGGAACUGGCGAAUAAAGACGCCGAAAGCACUUCUGGCGAGGCAUCUCUCAGAGUCACAACUCAAGAACACCAUGAAGGAUCUUCAGCGCUGGAUGUGUCGUCUGACAACGACUUGCUUCUGGAAGAGGAGAGGAUCAGAACCCAACUCGACACCAGUUUGUACAUCGGCCUGCGGUUGAACACAGACUUGGAGGCUAUAAGGAAUGAUUUGGACUUGACCAAGGAGAUAUGGGGGGCGAAAGAGAAAGAACUAACGGAUUUAUUGGAGAAAGUCAACUCUUUGGAUUUUGAGGAGGACAGUGCAGACAAUGCGGAGCUGAAAGAGGAAAGCACAAUAGAAACAGACAGACUGAUGGCUCUCGAGGGGGACAGUGUGUGGGUGGAGCAGGCAAGAGGGCUUUCAAAAACAUGUGACGGGAAUGAUGACGACUCAGAUACGGGACUCAGUUCAAUGCACAGUCAAGACUCGGAUAUCACACCCGUCUGUGAAUCGUUAGUGUGAAAACCACAGCCUGCUUUUACUUUAUCCCUGGCUGGAUUAUUGAAGUGAACAACAUAACACUGGCUUAAAGGGAUAGUUCACCCGUAAAUGAA
Messenger RNA from Rhinichthys klamathensis goyatoka, 1529 nucleotides. It is a transcript of the gene rassf10b, whose product is annotated as Ras association domain family member 10b. NCBI's taxonomy places the organism in Eukaryota, Metazoa, Chordata, Actinopteri, Cypriniformes, Leuciscidae. The transcript has a single exon. Bases 73 to 1437 code for a protein of 454 amino acids. The record is from RefSeq and is a predicted model, not a curated record. Gene Ontology annotation, biological process: signal transduction.